Gossypium raimondii (Peruvian cotton) is the source of this 1544-nucleotide messenger RNA. Its product is annotated as polyadenylate-binding protein RBP45B. The coding region runs from base 105 to 1364 and encodes 419 amino acids. The record is from RefSeq and is a predicted model, not a curated record. The transcript has 6 exons. Lineage: Eukaryota; Viridiplantae; Streptophyta; Magnoliopsida; Malvales; Malvaceae. Gene Ontology annotation, cellular component: cytosol. Gene Ontology annotation, molecular function: mRNA binding.
UUGCUUCCCCUCUUUCAUAUUUCCCAAACCUUACCUUAUCUAGGGUUAGGGUUUUGCUCAUUCUGAGUUUCUCUCUCAAUACCAAAAAUAUCCUCAAAUUGAAGAUGAUGCAACAACCAGCACAAGCUAUGGUACCACCACCAAUGGCUCCACCACCUUCUAUGGCGGGUGCUCCACAGACCCAACAACAGUACCAAUAUCAGCAACCACCUCCGGCUCCGGUUCCUCAGACACAACAACCUUACAUGAUGAUGAACAUGAUGCAGCCGCCUCAGAGUCAUCCUCCACCUAUGUGGCCCCCACAACAAGGUUCGGCUGGGGUACCGGCUCAACAACAGCCAGCGGGUCAACCGGCUAACGCAGAUGAGGUUCGGACUUUGUGGAUCGGAGAUUUGCAGUAUUAUAUGGAUGAGAAUUAUCUCUUGAGCUGUUUUGCACAAACUGGAGAGGUUGCUUCUGUAAAAGUUAUCCGCAACAAGCAAACCGGUCAAGUGGAGGGCUAUGGGUUUAUUGAGUUUGUUUCAAGAGCUGCUGCUGAGAGAGUUUUACAAACAUACAAUGGUACACCUAUGCCAAAUGGUGAGAGCAACUAUAGGUUGAACUGGGCAUCCUUUAGUUCAGGCGAUAGGCGAGAUGAGACCCCUGAGUUCACAAUCUUUGUUGGAGACUUGGCUGCUGAUGUUACAGAUUACAUGCUUCAAGAGACCUUCAGGGCACACUUUCCUUCGGUGAAGGGUGCAAAGGUUGUGAUUGAUAGGAUCACUGGGCGCACAAAAGGUUAUGGGUUUGUCAGGUUUGGCGAUGAAACUGAAUAUAAUCGUGCCAUGACUGAGAUGAAUGGUGCUUUUUGUUCAACUAGGCCUAUGCGCAUAGGGCCGGCUACUAACAAGAAGACUGGUGCUGCACAGCAAUAUCCAGCAGCUUCAUCUCAAGGGACUCAGAACGAGAAUGAUCCAAAUAAUACAACUAUAUUUGUUGGUAAUUUGGAUUCUAACGUGACUGAAGACCAUUUGAGAGAGGUAUUCAGCCCAUAUGGUCAGUUGGUGCAUGUGAAGAUUCCACAAAACAAGCGUUGUGGAUUUGUUCAAUUUGCUGAUAGGAGUUGUGCCGAAGAAGCUCUCCGAAUAUUGAACGGGACUCAGUUGGGUGGACAAAGUAUUCGGCUUUCAUGGGGUCGUAGCACAUCAAACAAGCAGGCCCAAGCAGAUCCAAACCAGUGGAACGCUGGAUAUUAUGGAUACAGCCAAGGAUAUGGUUACGGCUAUGGCGCUGCCCCACAAGACCCCAACAUGUACUAUGGAGGGUAUCCUGGGUACGGAAAUUAUCAACAGCCGCAGCAACAGCAACAAGUCGGAUAUAGCUAAGUGCUGAUAUUAACUGUCUUUCGUGGCUGCUGUUCUCUCUUUACUAGUAUUAUGAACUUGUGCUACUUGAUUUCUCCUUUGUUUCGCUAUAGGGGGAUAUAAACUUAAGGCUGUGUUAUUCACUUGUUAAAUAGCAUAUGCACUGUAUAAACCUCCUUUUAUUACAAAAAUUUUGUACUA